Messenger RNA from Rhagoletis pomonella (apple maggot), 732 nucleotides. RefSeq lists its product as uncharacterized. The transcript has a single exon. NCBI's taxonomy places the organism in Eukaryota, Metazoa, Arthropoda, Insecta, Diptera, Tephritidae. Gene Ontology annotation, molecular function: nucleic acid binding. The record is from RefSeq and is a predicted model, not a curated record. The annotation marks the transcript as partial.
AUGUCAGCGACGCGAACGCAGCAUUACGCUAUAUACCUGUCACAUUUCGAUUACAAAAUCCGAACAAAAAAGUCAAAAGAAAACGCAAAAGCGGAUGCAUUGACGCGUUUACCAAGCCAGGAAAUUGACAACCGUUGGGAAGAAGUAGAUUUGAUCGAACGUAAUGCAAUCGAAAACUUACCGGUCACAGCGGCGAACCUUAAUGAAGCGUCUAGAGUAGAUAAAGAAGUCGCCAAAUUAAUACAAUGCCUGAAAUAUGGGCAAGAAUGUGAACCCAAGGAGCGGUUCGGAAUAACUCAAACAGAGUUUACCUUGCAAAACGGCUGUUUACUUCGUGGUAUACGCGUUUACAUAGCACGACCAUUCUGUGAGAAGGUACUAGCGGAACUACAUACUGCGCAUUUUGGUAUGUCAAAAAUGAAAACACUAGCGCGGGCAUAUUGUUGGUGGGGUGGUUUGGACAAAGACAUAGAAACGCUUGUAUCUGACCGUGUUCAGUGUCAAGAAAUACGCGCAGAUCCAAAGAAGGUACAUUGCUGGAUGCAGCCAAGUAAGGCAUUCGAACGCGUCCAUAUUGACUAUGCGGGCCCAUUUUUAGGAAAAAAUUUACUGGUGUUAGUUGACGCCUACAGUAAGUGGCCAGAAGUCCAUGUAGUGACAAACAUAAAUGCAGAAACAACAAUACAGAAGGGUAAAGAAAUUUUCGCCCGUUUUAGUGUUCCGAACACCUUG